UCAGUUCUCAACGAUCCGCCGACCAAACGCGACAUUCACCAUUUGUGUCUGCAAGAAGUGGGAUUUUAUCACACUUUUGUAUAAAAAAAAGAAAAUUUCCCUUCGUAAUUUGUCUGUGAUUGAUUAGAAAAUAUCGCGCGAUAUUUGAGUGAGAAUUUUAAUUUUCCAAAAAAAAAAAAAGAAUAAUUUACAACAUUAAGAACCAUUUAGAACUUUUUCCUGGACGAAUUUAGAAUUCUUCUUUGAAAAAAAGGGAGAGCUUUCGCAACAAAUACGCGAGGAUUGUAAGUUUGAUGAGGAAAUAAAUAAAUAAAUAAAAGAAUAGUGUGGAUAUCACGUGAAUGGCAAGUGAAGCUCAUGUGGAGUGAAUGAAGAACAAGUUCAAUUGAAUUUUAUUUCAAGUAUAAUAUAAUUGUGUGUACAGAAACCCCAUUUGUGGAGGCAAAAUCAGUGAAAUUGAUUAUGAUUGGGAAUUGAUGCGGGGAACGUCCAAUUCAAAUGAAUUCCAUUUGGGAACAUUUAAAUUGCCCGAUAAAAAAGUUACGUGGUCUGUAAGGCCAAAAAGCGCCGCAGUAGCAGACACACUGAGAGAAAAAAAAUUCCCCACAAGACGGAAGAUUGUUGCGGAGAAUAAUAUUUAAUGUCUAUUUGCUUAUAUGUGGACGUACACACCGGGCGUUGUUAAAAUCGAUUUGUGAAAAUUAGCAUCUCAAAACAUUCAAGAGCAUCACACGGUGGAAAUUUCGGGCCCCCAUGGAAACACGUUGAGUACGGCGCGGCUAUCUUGUGAGGUGCUCCAGCUCUUGUUUUUUUUCUCUUCUUCCUCCUUCAUACUCAAAUUACAUCAAAGACAAACAGAGUGGUGCAAAAUUCAGUGAGUCUUGUGUGCACGAAUUCCCCUCCAAAAAAAAAGCUCUGUUGCGAGUGGAAAAUAUCGGGCAAUUUGCAUGAAAUUUUAAAGGAAAAAAACAUUCAACUUUAAGAUAAUUUUGUCUUCCAAAAGAAAAAAAACAAACCCAAAAGAAUCACGCAAUGGGUGAAGAAAAUUAAUUUGUUUUCUCAUCCAAAGGAGUUCAAGAAUUUUCAAUUAACAUCCAACGAAGAAGUUUUUUCAUGAAUCAAUUGACACCUGAGUGGAAGCAUCAUUCAUGAAAACAACCAGGUACCACUGUCGCAUUGUGAAGAGAUGUUUCUUUGUAUUCGCCACAAUCUCCCUCCUCCCCCUCGGGGUGGUCUACCUCGUAUCAACAGAUCAAGUUUACAGCAAACUAAAGUCAUACGAUUAUGACAAUGAAACACAAUAUCCGGCAGUCACAGUGGAGCAUGGACCGAGGAGUUUGUCAUCGAAUGAGAUGGAGAAACUCGAGGUACGAAUGCAGAAGAGGCUGGAGCGUGUUGGGGAGGUUUGCUCUCAGUAUGGAUUAGAUCGAAGAGGCAACGAUUCACUACAUCGACCAAAUUCAUGGGAGUUCCUCAUAAAUAAACAAUAUCGGCUUGUAUGGUGCAACGUUUUUAAAGCCGCUUCCACAUCCUGGAUGUACAAUUUUAACCUUAUGGCCGGCUAUAAGCCACAAUUCCUCAAGAAAAGCAAAGAAGUUCCACUUGUCCUGGCAAGAAAAAAAUAUCCACGCCCAUCAGAAAGUGAGCUCCUGACUUCUGUUAAUGACUCCGUGAGUUUUCUCAUUGUGCGCCACCCCUUUGAGCGCCUCCUCAGUGCAUAUCGAGAUAAAAUGCAGAACGCCCUGCCAAAUUCAUUCCAUCACAAAUUAGGGAAUAUUAUCAUACAGAAAUACAGAACGAAUAAAUUUUCACGUGUACCACGAUGGCCUACAUUCCCCGAAUUUGUUAACUAUCUAAUUGAUCAGAUUCACAAUCAUCGUGAACUGGACAUGCAUUGGACGCCCAUCACGAACUUCUGUACCCCGUGUCAAGUGCGCUUCAACGUUAUCGCCAAGUUUGAGACUUUGGAGGAAGAUCAGAGGUAUAUCAUUGAGAAGGCCAACAUUGGUCAUGUCGUAUCGCCACAGUGGAAGAAUUCCGGGAAGGGAAAGAAGAGUACUGUGGCACUGCUGGAGGAAUUCUAUGCUGAAUUGUCGGACAAACAGGUGCGGGAGCUGUAUGAAUUCUUCAAAUACGACUUUGAGCUCUUUGGCUACAGUGUGAAGGAAUUCUAUCGGAAUUCCAGCGAAAAACCCUCCACAUCGACUCCAACGACAAAACCCGUGACACCCCUAAAGCCACAUUCCCCCGAGUGAGCCAACCACCCACACAUAAACAGUUUAAUCCCUCCUCACCCCCCAAAGCACCCCCAAAGAAUCAUCUCACUCUGUGAUGGACGAGAAAGAGGCGAAAAAAAACGGAUAAAGACAAUAGAGCGGCAUUUGAGCUGAAAUUGUCUGUGAAAGAAUUUACUUGAUCUCAUUAAGAAAAAAGAAAUAAAAUUUUUGGGAAGAAAUCAAAUUUGAGGAAAAAAAACGAACUUUGCGUAAAAUUUUAGUGAUUCAUAGUGAGGAAUAGAAAAAAUUUUAAAUGAAAAAAAAAGAAUAAUAAAGUAUACCACAAAAGGCCUAGUCAACAAUUACUACACGAAAAAGAAAUUUUAGUGAGACGCAGAAAUUAGAUAGAAUCAAUUAAAUCUGCGGAAGAAAUAGAGAAAAUGACGUUGAAUUAAUUUUUUUCCCCUUCAUUUCAUUUCACCUUCACAAAAAGUACGGGAAACAGAUCAAUUUCCAUGUUCAUUGCUUUUUCCAUUUGCAGUUCUAUCUCACUCUCUAAAUCACAAUUUACUACAUAAUUAUAAUGCCACCUAAUUGUAGCUUUUAGUUAGUUUUUUUUUUCAAUUUAUAAAACUCUGUAAUUUUUUUGUGAAGGAAAAGUUUAAUUUUUGUUGGAAAAAUUGAGAUUCAGAUUUUUAUCAAAUAAAAGUUCCCAAAGAGGGGUUUGUCAUUACAACAAUCAGAGGUUAUUUUUUUUUCUUUAUAAAACAAUUUUUAUAUUUGAUCAGAAAAUUAUUAAAAGGAAAGAAAAUUUUAAGAGGAUUGUGUAAUUUUCGAAAUUUUCAUCGAAAAUUAGUCGAAAAAAAAUGAUUUGUGUUUUAGCGCCCCAUGUGGUCAUUCAUUGAAGCUACAGUGUUCUCAUCAUGCAUUGAUCGAUUUUCUUGAGAAAUUUCCUCCAUAUACACUCGUCUGUAGCGAGGAUAAUAAAGAUUAUUAUUAGGGGAGGGCGGGGCUAUUUGUGUCAAUUUGGAUAAAUCCCUAUCUACAGGACUCCUACGGGGCAAGAAAUUUUCCUCGAUAGGUCAUUCUCAUAGGAAAUUUCCUUGCCUACAACUUUGUCUCAGACCGCUUUUCUCUAUCUCCACGGGAAAUAUGAGUUUUCGAGCUUUUCCUGAACCCUUCCGCUUCUGACUUUUUUAAGAAUCCGUCGACUAAUAUUGUCACCUGUGGGGGUAAUUAAGUUGGUGAAAUUUUCCGACAUUUCCAAAGAUUUUCCAUCUCAGAGAUUAAUUGUAGCUACUAACCGAACUCCUCACUUGUUCAUCCACGGCAAGGAAUUUCACUUUUCUAUCCACUAAAACACAGAAUUUUGGAAUUUUCUCAACCACUACAUUUUGCAACAAAAAGGUUAGGAAUGGUGUCAAUAUUUUGACGUUCCAUAUGAUUUACAUUGGUGACAAUAUUAGCCCCUUUCGACAUGUGUUGAUUUGCAUAAAUGUGCAGAAAAAUCAUUAAAAGGUAGUGAAAAAUGCACCUUUGCAACGUUUUCUGCAUUGACCUAGCUUGUGGAAAAGACGGUGAGAUUGAAAAAUCGCUAAAAGAAAAGUGUCGGAAAAUGAGUUUUUCUCAACACGCAAAACGUAUUUUUGGAGGCCUCAAAAUUUGUUUAUUUUUUUAUUCCUAAACUAUUCAUCGGAUAAUCUCCAAACUACAGUCAACUAUUGAGGGUAGAUAGGACUUCUUAUCAUAAUUUUUUCAGGUGCCUCCGAUUAAUAACUUGGGAGAAAUCGCCAUUUGAAAAUUCCAAACUGUCACAAAUAGCCCCGCUCUCCCCUAUUAUUCUUGAGAAAUUUCAUUUGAUUCUAUUUUAUGGAAAAUCAGACAAGUUAGGGCCUGAGAAAUUGCAGAUUUUCAAAUAGAAAGACUUGACCGAUUUUCAGUAUAUAGAUACCUAUGAAUUAAAUCUUCUAAAUCCUUCUUUCAUGUUUGAACCUCUAUUUUGCUCAGAAAUUACAUUUUGAUAAUAAUCUUUUUUUUUUUAAAUAAUCUUAAUCUUCUCUUUUACAUAAAAAAAUUAUUUUAUGACGUCACAAGCUUCCAUGGGCCAUAAACUUUACAAAUUAUUGUACAAAAGAGAAAAAAUCUUUUCUCUUAAAACAUUCGAAUAUUUUAAUGUUUUCUCAUGAAGUUCUUAUGCUUCAGUUAACGCAAUAAAAUAUAAAUAAUUAAAAAAAAAACUGAACAAAAAAUUUGUACACCCAAAACCUAAAUGACAAACCCCCUUUAGAAUUUUUCAAAUGCAUUUUUUUAAUAAAGAUUUUAAUAAAGAAAAUCAAUUUCACAAGUAAAAGCAAAGAAAUUUAAUUAAAAAAUCAACUCUAGAUUGACCAAAAAAGCAUUGAAUUUUGAGAAAAAUUAGGGCAGUUGCGAGUCCAGCAAUUAAAUUAUAGAGAAAUUUUAGUAGAAAUACUAAUAAGGACACAAAGUGAUAGUGUAUUCCCAAAAAAAUACACCAAAAAUCAUUUUAAAGUGAAAUGUAGAGAUUUUUGAAUUUUCAUCGAGUUAAAUCACUUAAUUAAAAGAAAAAGAAAAAAAUGUUGAGAAUUUUAACGCGAGAAUGAUGAAAAUUGUAUUGAGGAGCUUGUAAUAAAUUCCCACUGGAGAAAA
This is a messenger RNA of Lutzomyia longipalpis, 4883 nucleotides long. RefSeq names its product carbohydrate sulfotransferase 11. Gene Ontology annotation, molecular function: sulfotransferase activity. NCBI's taxonomy places the organism in Eukaryota, Metazoa, Arthropoda, Insecta, Diptera, Psychodidae. Gene Ontology annotation, biological process: carbohydrate biosynthetic process. Gene Ontology annotation, cellular component: membrane. The coding region runs from base 1149 to 2255 and encodes 368 amino acids. The transcript has 7 exons. The record is from RefSeq and is a predicted model, not a curated record.